This is a messenger RNA of Paramecium tetraurelia, 2043 nucleotides long. RefSeq lists its product as uncharacterized. The transcript has 5 exons. The record is from RefSeq and is a predicted model, not a curated record. Lineage: Eukaryota; Ciliophora; Oligohymenophorea; Peniculida; Parameciidae.
AUGUCUCAAGAAUAAGAAUUGCUAGCCAAGAUGAAAUCCUUAGAGGAAGACAUCCAGAAUCGACAUCGACAAAUCGUGUCACUGACUGAUAAGGUGGAGGAAUUGCAGAGAUCCAUCCAGAAUAACUCGGAAGUAUAGAAUAACUUCACAUUUCAAUAGGUGGUUGAACUCAAUGAAAAGGUUCGGAUGCUUGAGUCUCAGAACAUUAAAUUGAUUGAAAAGAAUCAAAACGACGUGGUAGAGUGGCGAUCAAAGGAACGUGAUUUCAAUAAUCAAAUUCAAUCAUUACAACGGAAGUUAGGCGAAGCGGAGUCUGAACUCAAUGAGACUAAAGAAUUGAAUAAACAAUUAAUCACCAAAUCGAGUGAGUCUUCUGAUCAACAAUCACAGUUACAGCAAAUCACCUCGCAUUUUGAACAUCUCCUCUCAGAAAAGGAUUCACACAUCAAAGAACGAGAUCUCAAAAUAACAGAAUAGGAUCUCAUCAUUAACAACCUACAAAAGGAGUUGUCUCUUGCCUCCGAAAGGGAACAGACUUCUCGAACAAUUCAAGAACAAUUAAAUGAACAAUUGAAAAUAUUGGAAAAGAGACACAGUGAAUUCACCUAAUAGAGUGAAAAAUUGGCCAUCCUAACCAAUGAACUCAAUACAAUCAACCAAUUGAAGGAGGAAUUACAUAAUGAGAAUACCUCACUUAAGUCUUAACUAUCAGAAUGGGCUUCCAAAAACUCAGAACUCCAAGUUAAAGUCAAAGAAUUCGAAGAUCAAACCACCAGAGAGUAGACUCAAAUCCAAAAUCUCCAAGUGGCUCUCAAGGAUUCAUAAAAGGAGUAUAAAGAAGAAAUGACUAAAAUUAUGCAAAUUUUGGAGAAAAUGAAAGAGAAACAUGCACAUGAAUAGGAGUAAUACAAGUAGAGAAUGCUUGAAAGAGAUGACAUUUUGAAGGAAGCCAAAAAACAAUUUGAAUAAACUACUAAACAAUUCGAAAAAGAAAAUAAUAUCCUAAUUACUUAAAUUUAGACAUCUGCAAAGACACAAUCUGAUCUCUAGAAAAAGAUUUCAGAUCUGGAAUUUAAGCUAAGAGAACUUGAAUUUAAACUCCAAGAAAGUAAUAGACAAUAUAUCAAAUAACUUGAGCAUUCCAAAGCACUUGAUAUUGAACUCAAAAAAGCAAUAUAGACCUAAUAGAAAUUGCAAGAAUAAAUGAUUAUCAAAGACGAAGAAAUGCAAAAAACCAAAUAAUUCUAGUUGAAGUUACUACAAGAAAAUCAGGAUUUAAAAACUAAAUUAGAUCACUAUCUUCAAGUCAAUACAAAAAGUAAGUCAAAUGAAUUACAGAAUCUAAAGAAUUAAUUACUAGAAAAGGAUCAAGAAUUGGAAUUGCACAGAUAACAAUAAAAAUCAUUGGCUACUCAAUUAAAAACUAGUCAAGGAUAUGUGACAAGAUUCAAAGCCAGAGUUAAAUAAUUGGAAAUGGACAACACAGAGUUAUUAAAAGCCAAGAAUAAUCUAGAAACACUCUUCCAAGAGAUCUUAGAAUAAACCAAAUAGAAACAAAAUAUCAAAAAUCUAUCCGCAAUAUCAAAUAAUCCUACCAAAUAUUAGAUGAGUCUACUAUCGCAAAGGAAGAAUUACAUGCAAGAAAAUACAUCAACUCAUUCAUAAGAAAAUAGAUCAUCAAGUUAAAAAUCAAACAAUACUACUCCAAACAAAGUUGCAAAUUCAGGUGAAGUCUCUUUUAAGAGGCCAAUUUAAGUUAGUGGACACAAAAAAUCCACUCAUUCAGGUUCUUAGGAAAACAUUUCCAUUAAAUAAUAGAAUGAACUCAACGAAAUUAAAGAAUUAGAUGAAAGUUAAUAACAAUAAACGAAGGGGUAACCUUAAGAUAAUUCAUCCCAAGAAAUCAAGCAGGCUGACAGCAAAGAAGACACUCAGAAGUUAAUUGAAACCAAGGAACAUCAUGAAGAAUAGAUUUUAAAUGAGUAAGAAAACAAUAAUGAGGAAGUUGAGGAUUUCUUGGAAGAUCAAAAUGAUCUUGAUUGA